This is a messenger RNA of Aspergillus fijiensis CBS 313.89, 589 nucleotides long. RefSeq lists its product as uncharacterized. Gene Ontology annotation, biological process: mycotoxin biosynthetic process. NCBI's taxonomy places the organism in Eukaryota, Fungi, Ascomycota, Eurotiomycetes, Eurotiales, Aspergillaceae. The record is from RefSeq and is a predicted model, not a curated record. The annotation marks the transcript as partial. The transcript has 2 exons.
GUGGCAACCAAGCCCUCCGUAUUUGAAUACAACGGCGCAUUCCAGGACGAAAGAUCACCCCUGACCAACGAUCUGUGGGAGGGACUCUUUCCCAAACGCAAGGGCUUCUUUCAGCACCCGACCAUUGCUGAUCACCGAUCGGCGUUUGCUGUGUAUCACCAGCUACACUGCCUGAACAGCAUCCGACAGGGCUACUGGGGCUUGUACGACAUGGCAGUAUCCAGGGGCCAGAACAACCUCACCAGUGACGAUGAUGAUCUUCCCCACAUGCUCUCACCGCACCACAUCCGUCAUUGCCUCGAACUACUCCGGUUGGCGUUGAUGUGCCAGCCCGACCUGACCGUGGAGCUCAAGAACGAAACCCUGGGUGGAGUGACGGGAUACGGGACCGAGCAUCAGUGCAAAAGCUGGGAGGAUCUGUCUCACUGGAUGGCUCAGUGGGAGUCCUUUGGACUAUGACUUAGCGGCUAGAUACUGGGCGAAUAAAUUUGGCAAACGGAAACAAGUGCGGCUGUGUAUUCAAACUAGUAGUGAGUCCCGUCCACAAGGCGAACGUUUAGGUAGACCUGAGCAGCAAAUCAUAUCUCUU